This is a messenger RNA of Brassica rapa (field mustard), 2067 nucleotides long. Its product is annotated as pentatricopeptide repeat-containing protein At4g28010. NCBI's taxonomy places the organism in Eukaryota, Viridiplantae, Streptophyta, Magnoliopsida, Brassicales, Brassicaceae. The record is from RefSeq and is a predicted model, not a curated record. Gene Ontology annotation, molecular function: protein binding.
AUGUCAUCCGCCGCCGCUAAUCUCUCCCGACGUGGAGCUCUUGAAGCCAGACGUCUCCUAAACCCCAACCUCCUCAGCUCCACCUUGAGUUCUCUGCUCUGCGAUUGCGAGAACUCAAACCCUCAGCUUAAGACCGCCGUUUCAGUUUUCCGGCAAGCACUCGACUCCAACACCUCUCUCUCCUCCCCCGGGAACAAUCUCAUCGCAACUCUAGUACGCUCCAGGCACCACGAUCUCGCACUCUCCGUUUACCGCAAGAUGCUCGACACAAGCGCUUUCAUCAACUUCGUCUCCCUGAGCGGGCUCCUCGAAUGCUUCCUGCGGUUGAAUCGCAACACCAGUUUCGCGUUUGGCGUUCUCGCCGUGAUGCUGAAGCGCGGGUUUGCCUUCAACGUGUACAAUCUCAACAUUAUCUUGAAAGGUUAUUGCAAGAAUCUUGAGUUCGGUAAAGCUCUCACCUUGCUUAGAGACAUGAGGUUGAAUUCUAUAGCGCCGGAUGUUGUGAGUUAUAAUACUGUUAUAAGAGGUUUAUGCGAGGGGGGAGAGUUGGAGAAAGCUUUGGACUUGGCUAAGGAGAUGCAGUGUUGUUGGAGUUUGGUGACUUGUGGGAUUCUUGUUGAUGCUUUUUGUAAAGCUGGUAAGAUGGGAGAAGCUUUGAGGUUGUUUGAAGAGAUGAGAGUUAGUAAAGGUUUGGAAGCGGAUCUUGUUUUGUAUACUACGCUUAUCAGAGGCUUCUGUGAUUGCGGUGAGGUGGGUAGAGCUAAGGAGGUGUUUGACGAGGUUAUUGAGAAAGGGCUAUCUCCCUCUGCGAUUACUUACAACACUCUUAUUCAAGGGUUUUGCAAGUUAGGGGAGAUGAAAGAAGCUUCAGAGAUGUUUGAGUUUAUGAAGGAGCGUGGAGUGAGUCCGAAUGUUUAUACGUAUACUGGUCUGAUCGGUGGUCUUUGCGGAGUUGGUAAGACUAAGGAAGCUCUUCAGCUUUUGAACCUCAUGUUGGAGAGUGGCGAAGAGCCGAACGUGGUGACGUAUAACGUUAUUCUCACCAAGCUCUGCAAGGACGGCCUUGUGGGGGAGGCUUUAGAGGUUGUUGAAGUGAUGAAGAAGAGGGGUACAAGACCUGAUAUCAUAGCGUACAAUAUUUUACUGGGUGGACUCUGUGGUAAAGGUGACUUAGACGAAGCUAGCAAGCUUCUGUGUUUACUGGUGAAUGAUAGGAGCUAUCCGGAUCCUGAUGUUAGAUCGUUUAACGCGCUAAUCCACGGGCUGUGCGAGGAAAACAAUCUCCCUGAAGCUUUGGAGUUUUAUGAUUUGCUGGUUGAGAGAUUGGGUGCUGCAGAUAUAGUGACUACUAACAUAAUGCUUAAAGCUACUCUCAAGUCUGGAGAUGUGAAGAAGGCAAUGGAGCUUUGGAAACAGAUCCCUAUUCCAAACUCAGAUAUGUAUUCUACUUUGAUUGAUGGAUUCUGCAAAACCGGCAUGCUUAAUGUUGCUAAAGGACUGUUCUGUAAAAUGAGAGGGUCUAAGCUACGUCCCAGUGUUUACGACUGGAACUGUCUGUUGUCAUCAUUAUGCAAAGAGGGAAGCUUGGACCAGGCAUGGAGAUUAUUUGAGGAAAUGCAGCGUGAUGAUGACAGCUUACCAGACGUUGUUUCUUUCAAUAUUAUGAUUGAUGGAAGUCUUAGAGCAGGGGAUGUUGAAUCUGCAGAGUCACUUCUAGUUGAGAUGUCUCAAGCUGGUCUUUCGCCUGACUUGUUUACUUAUUCGAAACUGAUAAACAGGUUCUUGAAACUCGGAUAUUUAGAGGAGGCGAUCGGUUACUUUGACAAAAUGGUUGAGAGCGGCUUUGAGCCUGACGCUCAUAUUUGCGAUUCUGUGUUGAAGUAUUGUAUUUCACAGGGGGAUUCAGAUAAGUUGAAGGAAGUUCUCGAAAAACUGGUGGAGAAAGAUAUCGUACUUGACAAGGAGCUGACGUGUACGGUCAUGGAAUACAUGUGUAGCAGCUCAGCAAACAUGGAUCCUGUAAAGCGGUUGCUAAGAGUAGCAAAUGAUAAAGAGAAAAGGGAUUAA